This is a messenger RNA of Adineta ricciae, 645 nucleotides long. NCBI's taxonomy places the organism in Eukaryota, Metazoa, Rotifera, Eurotatoria, Adinetida, Adinetidae. The record is from the annotation of a GenBank genome assembly.
AUGCCAUUAGCACAAAACUACAAAGAUGAUGUGACUUUAUUAGAAAUGAAAUCAGGCUUCGGAAAAUCCACGGUCGGUCCGUUCGGAAGAGAAUCUUCGCAUCCAUCACGCUUUCAUAUGAAUAUCAAUCGCGGAGUUACAUUCAUCAAACAUGGUGCAACUUCCAAUACUGUCAAUAUAAUCGCUGAUGAUGAUUUGCCUGAUAUUGAUUUGGUGCCGCAUCAUUCAUCGUUGAGUCAAUUCUAUAAAUCGCCGUCAACUUCGCAGCUUACCACAAAUAUUGAUAAAAAUCUUCUAUGCAAAAGAACGACGAGUCAUCCACAAUUACAUAUGAUCGAUACGAUUAAAGACAGUCACUCCGAUAUGAAAAACAAUGUUUUCAAUACUCGUCGAUCACUACUUCGACGCUUAAGAGCAUCUGAUAAGACAGUCAGUGAAGAUAAUAAUACGAACACGAUGAGUUCUUUGGACUUAGCUACUGUUCCAUCGUUAGUGUUAACCACUGAUUCAAGUGCGUCAUUUCCAUCCGUCCAACGAAAUAUAUCUAGUGAUAUGAACUAUGUAAGUGAUUUGUUUUUGUCUAAUAAUUCCCAUCUGAUUUACUCUACGGACUUUAUUCUCCAACACGAGCGCUAUUAUUUAUAG